AUUCCGCAACAGAUCCAUUGGGCCCUUGUAUUAAAAGGCAAUAUCAUUCCAUUGGUUGCUAGUUCAAGCCUUCAAUCAAUCUCUUCUGGUUUCUCCUCUUCUUCUAUUGUCUUCUUCCUUAUUAUCUCCGUCACUCUCUAAGCUUCUCUUCUUGACUGCCAUGGCGGAAUCUGAACCCACUCAGACCACCGAGCCCCUGGCACAGAGGGAUGGAGGAGAAGAGCAUCUGAAAUAUCUUGAUUUUGUGCAAAACGCUGUGAUCUAUUUUGUUGUUUGUUUCUCGACUGUUUAUGGAUAUGCGAAGGAGAACGCCGGUUCGUUGAAGCCUGGUGUUCAAACCGUUGAGAACACUGUUCGAACCGUUGUCGGACCGGUUUAUGAGAAGUAUCAUGAGCUUCCUCUUGAGGCUCUCAAGUUCCUAGAUCUGAAGGUGGGGGACCUGAUGACCGAACUGAACCGGCACGUGCCAUCACUGAUGAAACAGGCUUCAAGCCAAGCCAAAUACGCGGCUCAGAAUCUUCCAGAAGUGGCUAAAGCGUUGGCAUUAGAGGCACUCAAAACGGCUACAAAUGUGGCCAAUACAUUGUACAUUAAGUACGAGCCGACCGCGAAAGAACUCUACAAAAACUACGAGCCAGUAGCUGAGAAAUACGCAGUGUCCACGUGGCGCUCGUUGAACAAACUUCCGGUGUUUCCUCAGGUGGCUCAUGUUGCGGUCCCCGCUGGUGCUUAUUUGCUUGAGAAGUACAAUUACACCGUUAGCUAUACCGCGGAGAAAGGUUAUGUGGUGGCACAGUAUUUACCGUUGGUUCCGAUUGAUAAGAUUGCAAAGGUGUUUGAAGAGGGUGAGAAGGGGUCAACGGUUAGUGAAAGUGUUGAGGUCGAGACUUAGAUGAAUUAUGUUGGUUACAGUUUACAAAUGAAGCCUAUGAUAAUGGUUUAGUUUUAAUGGUUUGUUGACUUUUUCCUUUGUGUUUUGUGUUUAGUAUGGUGGUUUUUCUAGUAUUUUUUUUUUGUAUAGUUUUGAGUGGAACUUUGUGAUUGAAUCGACUGUCUUAUCAGUUAUUGCU
Helianthus annuus (common sunflower) is the source of this 1070-nucleotide messenger RNA. Its product is annotated as stress-related protein. The transcript is spliced from 3 exons. Lineage: Eukaryota; Viridiplantae; Streptophyta; Magnoliopsida; Asterales; Asteraceae. The record is from RefSeq and is a predicted model, not a curated record. Bases 161 to 892 code for a protein of 243 amino acids.